AUGUCUUUGAAGUCUCAGUUGUACUGGAAAAGUGCCUUACUUCGUUCCGGUUUUGCUCCGUCAAGAGCAAUGAUAUAUGGCUCCUGUGCCGUAGGUCGGAGAUAUGUGUCUGAGACCUCUGCAGCCAAGAACACCGCGGCCGGAGCAGUUCCACCCGUUUUCGAUGCCCAGAAUAGGAGAUUAUUUCCCCAGCUUGAUCAGAUGCAGCCUCCCAGUUCCGUGGCUUACUUAAAGACUUUGAGUAAGAAGGAGUUGUUAUCGCUUGCGGUUAUUGGCUGUGUUACCAUCAACAAGUUAUUUCUAGAAUUAGCCAUUAAAGUGUUUCCCUUUGUGCCGAUGUUCCUUGUGAAAUGGCUGAUUUCCUCCUUGUACUGUGGUGGCGACAACUUUGCGGAAGUAAGAGAGUGCGGGAGGAGCUUGCAAAAGCGUGGAAUUUCAAAUAUGAUGUUAUCUUUGACUAUCGAAGAUGCUGAGGGGACUAAAAAUAUUGACAUCAAUCAUAUCGUUGACGAAACGAUCAAAUCUAUCCAUGAGGUAUUGAAACCAAAUAUUUUGGCCCAGUUGGAGACCGCUACUGAUGUCAAUGAUAUUGCACCGGGAUAUAUCGCUUUGAAGCCUUCGGCGCUGGUAUCCAAUCCGGGUCAAGCCUUGCUUCACUUUAAAGACAAGGCAUGGAAAUCUCAUCGCGAUCAAUUAGUUACAAAUUGCAGCGCAAUCACACAAGUCAUCUAUGAUCUGAACCAAGAAUUGUUGAAGAAGUAUCCAUCAAGAAAGACCCCAUUUUUCGUUUCCACUAUUGACGCAGAAAAGUAUGAUUUGCAAAAAGGUGGUGUCUAUGAACUACAAAGAUUGCUUUUCAAAAAGUUUAAUCCGAAGGAUAGCCCCAUCGUCUCUUGCAUUGGUACUUGGCAAUUGUACCUAACAGACUCUGCCUCCGAAUUGCAAGCUGAGUACGCGAGGGCUGAGGAAGAAGGUUACAAACUGGGUGUCAAGUUAGUGCGUGGUGCCUACAUCCACUCCGAAGCAAAGCGCGACACGAUCAUCCAGCCAACGAAGGAAGCUUCUGAUCUUAACUAUAACAAUGUUAUGACUACCGUUAUCGAAAACUUGCUGGAAAAGGGUUCGAAAUCGAGUUAUGGCCACUUAGUGGUGGCGUCCCACAACUACCAUUCACAAAUGUUAGCAACGAAUCUACUGAAGAAGAAAGGAUUGCAAUCUGGUAAAAGCAAUGUGGUGCUCGCUCAAUUGCUCGGGAUGGCAGACAACGUUACUUACGAUUUGAUUAAAAACCACGAUGCUAAGAACAUCAUCAAGUAUGUUCCAUGGGGUCCGCCACUGGAGACUAAGGACUAUCUUUUGAGAAGAUUGCAAGAGAACGGUGACGCUGUGAGAGCGGAUAACGGGCUACCAUUAUUGAAGUCCAUUUUAAAGUCUCUAUUUUCAAGUACGACGGAAGCAAAAAAUGUCUAA
Torulaspora globosa is the source of this 1470-nucleotide messenger RNA. It is a transcript of the gene PUT1, whose product is annotated as proline dehydrogenase. Gene Ontology annotation, molecular function: proline dehydrogenase activity; FAD binding. Gene Ontology annotation, cellular component: mitochondrion. The transcript has a single exon. The record is from RefSeq and is a predicted model, not a curated record. Lineage: Eukaryota; Fungi; Ascomycota; Saccharomycetes; Saccharomycetales; Saccharomycetaceae. Bases 1 to 1470 code for a protein of 489 amino acids.